GCAAAUUUUCACGGGCACAUUCGACUGACAUUCCGAAGGCGGCGCCAUCUUGAAAGCUCUGGACAUUCGGAAAGUUCUGCGCUGCUGGUCAAAACAAUGGCAUCGAACGAGGGCGGCUGCAAGAAAAAGCGACAGCGUAAGAAGAAAUCGGCUUCGGAAGUUGUCACAAGUGAGCAGGAAAGCCAGGAAACGGCAUUUGCAGAAGCACCUGGUCAAAAGAUGAGUAAUCCCAUCCUGGAAACCUAUCGGCCGGGCGUCAAUGACUCAGGAGCGAUGGUGAAGGAGAUACCCACGGAUGUGGUGAACAAGAAUCUCACUGAUGUUCUGGAUUCUGUCCACAUUAUUGACUCCCUUUGUGACUAUAAGACGUGCAAGCAGAAGACAUCGCUUAUGGGCCAGGAUUGUGACUACUGUAGGAAGAGAUUCUGCUUCAAGCACGGCCUACCGGAAGUGCACGGCUGCGGGGAAGCUAUCAAGAAGGAUGAGCGAAAGAAAUUCCUUCAUCCAGUGCCGGAAAAGACGCGCCGUGAGGCUGAAGAUCUUGCCAAGUUGCACGUGAAACUCAAGGAGAACCUCAAAGACAUGCAAAAGCAGAGGCUCGCGAAGCCGCCAAAGGACACAAAAGGAAAGUCCAAGAAGUCGUAGUUUCAUCCAUUUUUAUUUAAUUGUCGUCAGAUGAGUGUUCCUCUGAUGAUUCACUGUCUCCAUACUAAUAGCCGAAUAACUCAAUUCUCUUGUCCCUCAAGAAUCUGUACGUGUUUUGAGGAAGAACUGCUCGCUCUUAGAAGGAAAUCAUCUCCAGAUAGGGAAUUCGCGAUGAUUUUGUGAAUAAAUGUGUCUACUGACAAUCUUAAUGUACAGGCAA
Molecule: messenger RNA, 865 nt
Organism: Phlebotomus argentipes
Lineage: Eukaryota; Metazoa; Arthropoda; Insecta; Diptera; Psychodidae
Product: DNA-binding protein SMUBP-2
Exons: 2
Coding region: 97-645 (182 amino acids)
Molecular function (GO): zinc ion binding
Source: RefSeq, a predicted model, not a curated record